AACGCCAGCGCAUGCAUUUAAGAAACAAGAAAUGCUCGAAGUGGACUUUUGGUUUCCAGCCAGGGAUUUUCUGAGACAAGACAACAUCUCAAACCAAAGUCCAUUUGUAUGCUGUUGGAGAACCUUUUGAGCUUUAGCUGUCAGCGGAGAACAUGAGGAAGAGCCGGAGCGUUUUGGCAGUGACACCUAUCGAUGACAGCAAAGAACCCUCUGGAUGUACGUCUUCAGGAGCUACCUUGGGUGUAGAUCUCUGGCGCGGCCCCAGGCGGCACUCAGGAACCCUUGUGUUGCCGCCACUGUCAUGGAGACAAGCAGAGAGGGCCCGCAGUCCGCAAGAUCACAUUUCCAGACCCACAACGCUGGGCUUCGAUACCCCGCCGCGGAUAGACAUUACGCCAGUGCCCCCGGAUAGUUUGGAGGUAGAGAAUGGCCCCUCUAUGGGCUGCAGUCCACUGGACCUUCAGGCAUCACCAGGCUCAGGUAUGGUUCUGCAUCCCAGCAUGGCCAGUCACGGUCAGAGGCGGGAGUCGUUUCUCUACCGCUCGGACAGUGAUUACGACAUUUCGCCCAAGUCCCCCUCACGCAAGUCGUCCCUUGGAGGCGAACAGCUACAUAGUGAAGAGCUCAUAGUAACUCCUUUUGCUCAGGUGCUUGCCAGUCUUCGCACUGUCAGGAAUAAUUUUACAGUACUGACAAAUGUACAGUGCCCGCCCAGCAAAAGAUCACCAGUGAACAGUCAGCCCCCGGUGACCAAGGCCAGCCUGUCAGAUGAAUCCUACCAGAAGCUGGCCGUGGAGACCAUGGAGGAGCUUGACUGGUGCCUGGACCAGCUGGAGACCAUACAGACGUAUCGCUCCGUCAGCGACAUGGCCUCUACCAAGUUCAAGAGGAUGUUGAACCGAGAGCUGACACACCUGUCUGAGAUGAGUCGCUCUGGAAACCAGGUGUCUGAGUUCAUCUCCAACACUUUCUUAGAUAAACAGAAUGAACUGGAGAUCCCGUCGCCCACUCAGAAAUCGCGGGACAGGAAGAGGAGGCAGCAGCAGCUCAUGACUCAGAUCAGUGGGGUGAGGAAGGUCACGCACGGCUCCGAUCUCUCCAGUAGCUGCGCUAUUGGCCGCUUUGGAGUAAAAACAGAUCUCGAGGACUUGCUCUCAAAGGACCUAGAGGACAUCAACAAGUGGGGGUUAAACAUCUUCAAAGUUGCAGAUCAUUCUCACCACCGCCCACUGACCUGCAUCAUGUAUGCCAUCUUUCAGGAGAGAGAUUUAAUGAAGACAUUCAAGAUCCCUGUGGACACCUUCGUGACAUACAUGAUGACCCUCGAAGACCACUACCAUGCAGACGUGGCCUAUCACAACAGUCUCCAUGCGGCCGAUGUGGCCCAGUCCACACACAUCCUGCUAUCCACACCUGCACUGGAUGAGGUCUUUACAGACCUAGAGAUUCUGGCAGCUAUCUUUGCGGCGGCCAUCCAUGACGUGGACCACCCAGGGGUCUCCAAUCAGUUCCUAAUUAAUACCAACUCUGAGCUGGCCCUCAUGUACAACGAUGAGUCUGUUCUGGAGAAUCAUCACCUUGCUGUUGGUUUUAAGCUCUUGCAGGGGGAAAACUGCGACAUCUUUCAGAACCUCACCAAGAAGCAGCGUCAGUCCCUUAGAAAAAUGGUCAUCGAUAUGGUACUAGCAACAGACAUGUCCAAGCACAUGAGCUUACUUGCUGAUCUAAAGACUAUGGUCGAGACAAAAAAGGUGACCAGCUCAGGAGUUUUGUUGCUUGAUGACUCUACAGACAGGAUACAGGUCUUACGCAAUAUGGUUCACUGUGCCGAUCUCAGCAACCCCACCAAAUCCAUAGAUCUGUACCGGCAGUGGACAGACCGCAUUAUGGAAGAGUUCUUCCACCAGGGUGACCGAGAAAGAGAGCGAGGAAUGGAGAUCAGCCCCAUGUGUGACAAACACACUGCUUCAGUGGAGAAGUCUCAGGUUGGUUUCAUUGACUACAUCGUGCACCCGCUGUGGGAAACGUGGUCAGACCUGGUACAUCCAGAUGCACAGGAUAUCUUGGACACUUUAGAGGAGAACAGAAACUGGUACCACAGCAUGAUACCACAAAGUCCCUCCCCACCCUUUUACGAGACAGGAACUGGUGGUGGAGACAAGUUUCAGUUUGAGCUCGAAGAAAGAGUCAAGGAGGAUAGCGAGAAACUCUUAGAGAAAGACUGUGUAGAGAUUGUGACGCAUUCUCCUUCUGAGACGUAGCACCUCACUACAAUUAACUUCUGUUGGCCAUAUUUGUUCAAAUGGAGAAAUAUUCUCCCGCUGACUGAGAAUCCCGGAGGAACACUGUGUCUUGGGACUUUACAGAGCCCAAAAGCGGAAUGAACAUCCUCUGGAAUCAAGUUGGAAUUUGCAGGAAUCCAUUCAAGUCGGAGAUGGCCAAAAGUGGACAGCCAUACCGAAAGUGCCCAUUCAAGUGUACGAGGAGUCCCAUAAGCUGGAAUCCUGGAGUGGGUUUCUGUGAAGGAGAAAUACUGAACCUUUUCGUAAAGGGGUUUUCUACUACAAAGUGACUUUGUAUACUUUUUGUACUUGUGCGUUUUGUGACUACAGUUUAAACAUGUUACAUAAGAGGAAUGCUAUCAUGUUGAAAGGCACGGACAUCCCAGAUGUGUGUUGGGAAUGCAGUCUUCCUACAUUUUGGAUAAAAAUAAUAAUACUUGUACCAGCAUACUUUAUUCAAACAAUACAGAACAUUUAUACUUUGCAAAAAUACUUUUUAAAGUGUUCGUCUGGUACAACUAGUGUUAUAGUUUUAGUUAUAAACGUUUAAUUCAAAAAUAGGACCCAAAGAGUCGUGUUGCUGUGUUCCAAGUUUAGUUCAAUUUAAGCUCUCUUAACAGAAUUUGUGGUAGCGAUGUUAAUAACCAUAAAAAAUAUGUAUAUAUAAAGCAGUAAGGCUUUUAUAAUAAAUACAAAUGUGCCAAGACCCUUCAAGAAUGUUAAUCCUGGUACUAACAUGAAAAAUUCCUCCAAAAAUGUGUCCGACAGAAGUUGCAUUUCAUUGUUUGUGCCUUACUAAAAGUCGAUUAACAAGUUGAAGGCCAAUUUAUUUUAUAUGUCAUGGCAUAAAGGCUGUUGAUCAAGCUUCUGUUGAACUUGGAACAUUCCUUUAUACCACUUUAAUAUGGGAGACAAAUAUCCCAACACAUAAAAACAAUAUUGAAAAGAUUUAUAACUAAUUGUUGGUUAAAUAUUUAACAUUUACCUCUUUGUGUUUCGUAUUGUCAUUUGUAGCGUCAAAGAAACAAAAGACGCUUGGAAUUAAUCAGUCAUAAAACUCAAACCCUUAAAUCCUUAUAAAUCGAAUGAGCAAAUAAUUUCUUUAUACGUGUGUCAUUGUUUCAUAUCUCAUUUCCUAGAAGCUAACCUUUUAUAUUCGUAGAACGUGGCCAACAAUAAGCGUCAAUUACACAAUCACUGAUGUCAAACAAUGUGGUUCCUCCUGUUGUUUGUACUUGCUGGUCAGGAACGGGAUGUGGUUAAUGUAUGUCACUCAGACAUUUUGCUUUUGCUUCCCCAUUGUGUCAGUGUAUUUUUUCUCACCUUGGUUUGAACUGACUGCGUAAGAGAAUAAGAUUUACGGCACUUGAAGUGACCAUUAUUAUGUGCAUAAUUUGUCCCCAAUUCUGUUUUAUAGUUACGCUAUGAAGCAGACUUUUGUCUUUAUUACUUAUGUUUGUAUCAUUGCUAAGUCAAUGAUGAACAUGCACACUGUAGAACAUCCAUGAUUUCACUGGUGGAAUCACUGUUUUCCUUAAUUUAUUCUCAAUUUUAGUAUUAAACGUAUGUUAAGGUUGUGUUGCACAUUUCUUACUUGUCCCAGAAAAAGAGAUUAAAAUAAAUGAGAAUAAUCUUUGUCUUAUUU
Messenger RNA from Triplophysa dalaica, 3927 nucleotides. It is a transcript of the gene pde4bb, whose product is annotated as phosphodiesterase 4B, cAMP-specific b. Gene Ontology annotation, biological process: signal transduction. Lineage: Eukaryota; Metazoa; Chordata; Actinopteri; Cypriniformes; Nemacheilidae. Gene Ontology annotation, cellular component: perinuclear region of cytoplasm; cytosol; nucleus. The transcript is spliced from 18 exons. The coding region runs from base 153 to 2261 and encodes 702 amino acids. The record is from RefSeq and is a predicted model, not a curated record. Gene Ontology annotation, molecular function: 3',5'-cyclic-AMP phosphodiesterase activity; transmembrane transporter binding.